GAAUUUUUAGAAAUUUUGUAAUAUUUCAAAUUAACUCUUUCUUUUGAAUUAAAUGACUAUAUCUAAUCACCAAGCGUUAGUAACUUAAAUAAGACUGAAAUGAUUGGUAGUCCUUCGAACGGACAUGCGCCGUCGACACGAAACAACUGCCACAAGUUUACGAGACAGUGACACUUUGCUGACGAACUGUCAGCACAGUUCAGGAACAGUAAAUAUCUAAAAUACGUUCCCAAUCGGAUCUUAGAAAAAUAGAAACUAGACAAACAGGCUGACCAUCCUUCGUUUGCUUUUACUUUUUGUUCAACUGUCUGACGAGUGCCGAAUAGCUCAAAUAACCCAACCAAUGACCAAUGGCCAAGAUACGAAAUGUGUUCAAAAAGCACCUUAUCCCGAACCUGGAGAGUAAGUGCCGGCUGUGUCUCUCGGACAAGACGAGUGUUCAAUCUAUCUUCCAAGGCAAUAGUAAAGAAACGACCGAUACGCUUGUGGAUAAAAUCUUCGAGUGCACCGCAAUCAUGCUUUCCAAGGAAUUCGACUUCCCUUCGCCGAUCUGUGAGGACUGUGCGCUAAAGUUGGAUGAAUUUUUGUUGUUUAGAGCUAAAUGCCUGAGAAGCAACGAAAUUUAUCGCUUCAAUAGGUUACAUAAAUCUAGGCUCGUAAGUGGAGGAGGCACACGAUUACAGACGAACGGCCAGAGCGCGGACGAUACCAAGGAACUGGGGCCGACGGAAUGCAUAGACAGCAGCCGUAAGGAAGAGCCAGCGGAAAGAGAUGCAUUUGUAACGAGUAGCAGUAGCGAAGGUGCCUGUGUUACCGUAAUCAACUAUGAACUGCCAGCCGAAAGUUGUGUUCCUGACGACACCGUCGAUAUCCACCAAGCGACAAUUUGUAAUGGAAAAUCGCAUGAAACAAAUGAAAACGUUGAAAGUAAAUCUACGGAUCUUUCAAUGUUGGAUGAAACAGAAGUUACGGCGAUUAGUGAACCACUGUUGACUAAGGAAUCUAGCAAAAUCGAAGAAAUAACUAUUGACGGGAUUUCUUUCCCUUUGGGAUCCGUCAAGGAACUGGAACGCUUGGAACGCCGCAUUCAAUCACAUCCGGAAACUAGAGAAAAAUUUAUAACAUUCCUACGAACGCUGAAAACGCAUGAUACCUCAUUGAGCGAUACAUAUCAGCGUCUGUUCACGGAUGCGCUCAUGAUACAUUAUAAUUACGAUGGCAUUUCACCUAAAUAUAAUAAACGACCGCUCAAGAAUCUUUCCAUCUUCACUGAAUGCAUGCCAGCGGCAUGGAAUGACCAUAUGGAUGCAAAUAUGGUACGCGAAGCAAUUAUUGAGGCUGUGAAAAAAUCUCAUAAUCGAUACAAUCAAUGUAGUCAUCGUAAGCGCGCCAGGCAAGUAUAUCUUUGAAGGCUUCCAUGUCGAAUCCACUAACCAUACCGACGCUUUCAGUUACGAGUGGUUAUAGCUGAUUAUUCCGCAUUGAAUCAUCAGCAAAAUAGUACACGAAUUGCUAGAAGCAAUCAAUAGCAAUAUUCUAAUUUAUAGUUUUACCCGCGAUAGUAAUACGUCACAUCACAUUCCACCAGAAACUGAUGGUACUUUUAAAAAAAUCUCGCUUCGAAACAACUAAGAUAAUAUAACAAUGUGAAAGGACAAAUUGUAAUUGAAAUGAUAGCAAACCUACUUUAAUGAACACGCGAGGAACCAACUACAGUUACACACAUUCCAACGAUAAAACAACGUAACACGUUUUAGAGAAAAUUAACGCGAAGUCUAUGGAGAAGUUUUAGAAACAAAAAUAGUAACACGUUAAAACACACUUUGUUGACAAAUUUUAAGAUGUUAUGAAUGAUUUAUUUCAUAAACUUGGCGUAUAAGCAACAGAUAGUAUCUAUCAAAUUCGACUAUUUCAACUCGAAUAUUUUUUCUUAGAAUAGCAAUUAGACGCUUCAAUCGAAGGCAAGUGGUAGAAAUGGAAUGGUAGUUGAGCUGUUGCACAGUAUUAGGAAUUGUGAAGCUUGUUCAACGAGACAUUGCAAUAAAGUGAAGUUUCUGAAAA
Wyeomyia smithii (pitcher-plant mosquito) is the source of this 2061-nucleotide messenger RNA. RefSeq lists its product as uncharacterized. Gene Ontology annotation, molecular function: zinc ion binding. Bases 351 to 1409 code for a protein of 352 amino acids. The record is from RefSeq and is a predicted model, not a curated record. The transcript has 7 exons. Gene Ontology annotation, cellular component: nucleus. NCBI's taxonomy places the organism in Eukaryota, Metazoa, Arthropoda, Insecta, Diptera, Culicidae.